Molecule: messenger RNA, 729 nt
Organism: Symbiodinium sp. CCMP2592
Lineage: Eukaryota; Dinophyceae; Suessiales; Symbiodiniaceae
Source: the annotation of a GenBank genome assembly
AUGGUUGGCGCAGCUGGCGUUCUGGCCCUGCCAAAGAGGCAGCAACUCGCCGAACAAGCGCCAGAAAAACCUGCAAAGAAAUCCGCAAGGUUGGUCGGUGCUGAUGCUUCAGAUCUCUUGGCAGCUGGCGAGCUGCAUGGCUGGGGAGGAGAUUAUGAGGAUGUACCUCCUUACCAGCUGUACGACCUGUCCAAGGCCGAGAGGAAAUUCAAGAGGUACGUGGAGGAGGCUACAAAGGCUUUCGACAGAGAGUGGGUACCCGAAGAUGGAGUGGACCUAGAUCAGGUUCGUGUCCUCACGAUGGGCCAGCCCGAUCCUAAACCGGUGCAGGGACCUGGUAUACUUCAGCUCGCGAAGGACCCAGCUCGGAGAGAGGAGUGCCCAGUCUGCAAUGCUGAGUGGGCACAGGCCCUUCGAUGUAUGUCGGAGGGCAGACCUCCUCCAGCACGGGAGGCUCCGUCACCACAGAUGGCACGCAAGCAGUCAACGGGGCAGAGGCGGAACCCUUCGCAGAAGAUGCAUUCGGUGCAGUGUACCUUCCACUGGUUUCAGCAAAACCUCUGCGCCCUCCUUUGCAACCUGCGGUUCGACUCCCGGGGAGCCCCGCGUCCGUCCCCGCCGACUCCCGGCGCGGUACUUCCUCCACCAAUGCUCGACGUGUUGCAGUACUGGAAGAAGUCAGGUGGCCACAGGGAUCGUCCGGCGAGACUUGGGCCCCCGCAGGAUUAG